Messenger RNA from Larimichthys crocea (large yellow croaker), 2427 nucleotides. RefSeq names its product zinc transporter ZIP1. Gene Ontology annotation, molecular function: zinc ion transmembrane transporter activity. Bases 255 to 1277 code for a protein of 340 amino acids. Gene Ontology annotation, cellular component: plasma membrane. The record is from RefSeq and is a predicted model, not a curated record. Gene Ontology annotation, biological process: zinc ion transmembrane transport. Lineage: Eukaryota; Metazoa; Chordata; Actinopteri; Sciaenidae. The transcript has 4 exons.
GCUCCAUCAGCUGAUGGGAAACUGAGUCACCACUUCCCGGACGGCACCGAAACCGCACCGAGCCCAGAGAACAGGACCGUGUGGGUCAGUCCGAACUGCGGAUCCGGAUUCAGGUACGAACCAGAUUUAUCACCGAGGGAGAAACCAACAGAUCCAGCUGUGUGAGAGCUGCUCCUCCUCCUCCUCCUCCUCCUCCUCCUCCUCCCUGCCUGACUCAGAAGACACCGAGGAGGUGAAGAUAAACCAGACUGAAGAUGUUGGUGGAGGGUAGAGUCUCCUCCUCGGCCCUCCUGUCUCCUGGCAGAGAGGGUGCAGCGCUGCAGGUCAACCCGGCCGACGUCCCGGCUCUGGAGAUCAAGCUCGGGGCUCUGGUGGUUCUGCUGUCCAUCACGCUGCUGUUCGGAUUCGCUCCUCUGUGCAUCGUCCGGGGAGCGGGCUCAUGCUGUGUGGACCCAGAUCUGCGGCGCCGGCUGCUCGGUUUGAUCAGCUGCUUUGCUGGAGGAGUUUUCUUGGCCACGUGUCUGCUGGACCUGCUGCCAGACUACCUGCAGGGCAUCAACGAGGCCUUCCGCAACGCAGGAAUCACACUCCAGUUCCCUCUGCCCGAGUUCAUCAUUGCCAUGGGUUUCUUUCUGGUCCUGGUCCUGGAGCAGAUCCUCCUUGCUUUAAAAGACCAAUCGUCCCCUCACAUGGAGGAACAUCGGGCUCUGCUGGUGGACUCCAGCGUCCAGGCGGACGACAGGAACGGUCACCGUCACUCCCAUCGGCGUCGUGGGUCAGACGCGUCCACCGGCAGUCACUUCCACGUGGACGCUGGCUCCCAGUCCGCCCUGCGCGCCUUCAUCCUGGUCUUCUCGUUGUCCCUGCACUCCGUGUUUGAAGGUUUGGCGGUGGGGCUGCUGGAGGAGGGGAAGGAGGUGCUGGAGAUCUGCUUGGCGCUGAUGAUCCACAAGAGCAUCAUCUCCUUCAGCCUGGCCUUCAAGCUGUCGCAGUGCCGGCUGCGGCGGUCGGUGGUGGCCGGAUGCCUGCUGCUGUUCGCCGUCAUGUCCCCGCUGGGCAUCGGCACGGGCAUCGCCCUCACCGAGACCAAGGCGUCCCCGCAGCACCAGCUGGCCCGCUGCACACUGGAGGGGCUGGCGGCCGGGACCUUCAUCUACAUCACCUUCAUGGAGAUCCUGCCGCACGAGCUCGGCUCCAGCAGGAACCGCAUCCUAAAGGUGGUCAUGCUGCAGGUGGGCUUCGCCGUGGUCACCGCUGUGCUCUUCAUCAAACUGUAACCACGGAAACCAGUUCACACGUCUGAGGCCGCGUAUCUUCAACGAACCUGCUGUCUGUCACCGUCCUGAGACCUGACGUCAGGUCAGGGUAUCAACAUAUUCUAAUAUAUGUAUAAUGAAGAUGGUUUCUGUGUUUUUCAACCCUGCAACACGCUUCACCUCUCAGUCAUCGAUCCGAGCCUUCGUAAGAUAACGUGAACACUUCGAGGUCGUGCGAGCGGUCUGGAGGACGGUCUGCACGAGGCCGAUCAGAGUCCUUCUCAUCACGAGUUCACGUUUAUCUGUUUGCUCUCCUGCCGCCUCGGCGACACCGCAAAGUGUCUCACGCUCGUUUUUUCCAUCGCUCAGUGAAUUCUUCCAAAAAUCGUGACAAAUGUCGAUGUGACUGAAAAUCUUCAGUUUGCAGUAAAGAACAUUUUUAUGUUUAACGAAUCAUUUAAAUGGUUUUGACUAAUUAUGCACUUCACUGUUUUAGCUGCUUUAAGCAGUUUUUUUUUCUGCUUUCACCCUGACACCAGCACCAACCCUGCAUGUGAUCGCUGUUUACCUGUCCACAAUCAUCUCAGGUGGUCACUGAGCUCAUUGUCAGUGUCCCCGUUAAACAAACGUCAAAUGUCUGCCGCGGUUUGUUGUCGCCGUGAGACAGAUGUGAAAAUCUGUGAAUUCUUUCCUGGAUGGACACAAACAGAAAACGCUUUUUGUUCUGCAGAUUUGCUUCGUUUCACUUCAUUUGAAAAGAAGUCUGUUAUUGGACGAGGCUGUGCAGACACAAUAAGCCGCUCGCACAGAACGUACUGCACUGAAACGUUUAAACGACGACACUAUGAAAUGUAUUUUUGUAAUUAUGACUCUAAAGUCUUUGAACCAAAGUCAUUUUAAGGACUGCUGUGCUGUCAUAUUUUCUAUUGUGACGAAUUCAACAUAAAAUAAUAUAAAUGGAGAACACUGAUUUCAUCUCUCGUCUUUAUUGGAAUAUUUGGUUUUAACAAAGUGAUAAGUUAUAUUCAUACUUAGAUUCCUGGAUCAGGUUACCAGGUUACUUUUCUAACAGGUGAUGAGUAUCAGAUUACAUUUUGAAAUGUAUAGUCCUCACACACUUUCUGAUUUUACUUUUUCUGUUCAUUACUAUCAAAGUUUCUUUUAAACCUGA